AUGACUCGGGCGCAGCAGACUCUCUCCCUUGCUCUUCUCAUCUCCUCUCUUUACCUUGUCUGUUAUCUCGGCUUGGUCCCCCUACCUGCUAAAGUUCAAGAAGAAUUGAUACCAGUGCUUCCUUUCUGGGCUCUCGUCUCCUUUGGCGCAUUACUUUUAUUCAAGCUCGGCUGGGGUGUUUUCACAUUCAAUGACGUACCGAAUGCGCAUAAGGAAUUGAUGGAGGAGAUCAACUUGGCACGGACGGAGCUGAGGGCAAAGGGCGUGGACGUGGAUUAG
This is a messenger RNA of Xylona heveae TC161, 279 nucleotides long. RefSeq names its product Dolichyl-phosphate-mannosyl transferase. Gene Ontology annotation, cellular component: dolichol-phosphate-mannose synthase complex; endoplasmic reticulum membrane. The transcript is spliced from 3 exons. The record is from RefSeq and is a predicted model, not a curated record. Bases 1 to 279 code for a protein of 92 amino acids. Gene Ontology annotation, biological process: GPI anchor biosynthetic process. Lineage: Eukaryota; Fungi; Ascomycota; Xylonomycetes; Xylonales; Xylonaceae.